Emiliania huxleyi CCMP1516 is the source of this 690-nucleotide messenger RNA. RefSeq lists its product as hypothetical. Gene Ontology annotation, molecular function: GTPase activity. Gene Ontology annotation, cellular component: cytosol. The record is from RefSeq and is a predicted model, not a curated record. The coding region runs from base 1 to 690 and encodes 229 amino acids. The transcript has a single exon. Gene Ontology annotation, biological process: ribosomal subunit export from nucleus. NCBI's taxonomy places the organism in Eukaryota, Haptophyta, Isochrysidales, Noelaerhabdaceae.
AUGCCUGAUAAAUCUGGCGGCAAGGCCAAGAAGGGAGCCAACCUGGGCCGCUCGAUCAUGCGGCAGCAGUUCCGCGAACAGCCGGCGGCUGCGGAGCUCGAGACCGAGCGCGGCAAGGGCCGGCUGCGCUCUGUGACCCAGUGCGACGACCUCGAGGAGUUCAUGUCCAACGCGACGCUCGAGGGCAAGGACUUCGCGGCGCGGCGUGGCGAGGUGGUCGUCCUCGCCUCCGAGGCUCGCGCUGUGAUGGCAGCGGAGGCGCCGCGCGAUGCGUCUGUCGCGACUGACCUGCCAGUCCCGCGGCGGCCAGCCGGCGCGGUGGGCAUGGAUCCGGCCGAACUGGACGAGGCGGAGCGGUCAGCCUUCCUCGCCUGGCGCCGCGGGCUGGCUACGCUCGAGGAGGAGGGCGGCGAGUGCCUCACCCCAUACGAAAAGAACCUGGAGGUCUGGCGGCAGCUGUGGCGCGUCUUGGAGCGGUCGCAGCUGGCACGCGUCCCGAAAGCCAUUUGCACUUUCGCGGCGGUCUCCCGGACCGACCGAGGCGCGUCGCGACUGCAGGUGGUACAGAUCGUCGACGCUCGCAACCCGCUCCUCUUCCGCUCGGUCGACCUCGAGCGGUCGGCGGGUGAGGCUUCGCCCCCGCGGCCAUGCGUGCUCCUCGUCAACAAGGCGUCGGCAGCAGCCCGCUGA